This is a messenger RNA of Archocentrus centrarchus (flier cichlid), 3447 nucleotides long. RefSeq names its product neuronal guanine nucleotide exchange factor (gene ngef). NCBI's taxonomy places the organism in Eukaryota, Metazoa, Chordata, Actinopteri, Cichliformes, Cichlidae. Bases 88 to 2373 code for a protein of 761 amino acids. Gene Ontology annotation, biological process: activation of GTPase activity. The record is from RefSeq and is a predicted model, not a curated record. Gene Ontology annotation, molecular function: guanyl-nucleotide exchange factor activity; protein binding. The transcript is spliced from 15 exons.
CGCAAAUUUCUUUCUACCUGUUUCCUCAAAGCUAAACAACAUUUUCUAACCUUAAUUCUUCAAUUAAUUGAGCACAAACUUUUCACUAUGUCUGGGACUGCCCUGUUCAGGGUUAAGUGGGGGCACAAGUCAAAGGAAGUCCCUGAGAAGCAGACAGUUGUGGUUCAACCAAGCCAAGAGGAAGAUGAGGAUGACUUAAGCACUGGUUUUAGUAGAGAUCCUAUCCGCAGGAACUCUCGCUUUUACCGGUCAAUGAGGAAAAAGAGGACGAGGUCAUCUGAGCAGUUUGAAAAUUUCACCAAGCCUACUUUGGACCACAGUCCAUCCAGCAGUGCAGGAUCCUCCUCCUCUCAUUCUCCCUUACUCCACAAAUCACCUUUGUUGCCAGGGGCUAGACGUCCUCAUCAGCCCCAUCAUUCCAGAGAUGCGUUGCCAAGCAAUGGCGAGGCCAGCAGCACACAUGCUCUGUACAACCAGAGUGCUGUGGAUAGGAGAAGAGGAGGAGUGGGAGGAGAGAGGACUGUGGAAAUAUCGGCUGCUUCGUACACCCAGCACAGAGAUUUCCGAGCUGACAUGAGCGCUUAUCAGACUCACAGAACAAACAGUGAAGCCAUAGAAAAGCUUUCGGAGCAAACAGCCGUAGCUUGCACUGUGAAGGAGACCGGAGGGAAAACCAUGACCUCACUACGGCUUAAUUCUCAAGGAGAAGACCAGGAUAACAUCAACCACAGGGUGCUGAGAAAUGGAGAACGCUCACAGACACUCAGCCACAGUCUCAAAAUCGUCAAAAAUAUUGCCUUCCUGUACCAGGAAUACCGGGACACCUCCAAGCAGCAGGAGAUUGAGCAGCGGCGUCAGCGUGACAACCUUUUUCCUGGGGUCAAUGCAGGGACUAUGGUGGCAGACUCUGGUGUAAUGUCUCCACCAGUGUUACAGCUGCAACUGAGGAAUAGUUCUCAGUCACUGACCUUGUGGCAGAACCUGGAAGCUGUGCAGGAAAGCGGUCUGCUUACUCAGUUACCACAGAAAGAAAUUAUAAUGCAAGAGGCCAUGUUUGAGCUGGUUACUUCAGAAGCAUCCUACUACAAGAGUUUGGAAAUUUUAGAGACGCAUUUCCUACGUAAUCCUAUUUUAGUCAACACUCUGAGCCAGUCUGACAUGCAUUUUCUGUUCUCCAACAUCGAGGAAGUGAUGAAAGCCAGUGAAAGGUUCCUGAUGGAUCUCGAACACCGAAUUGAGAAGUCAAUUUUGAUUUCUGAUGUGUGUGACAUUGUUUAUAACCACGCAGUAGGACACUUCGGUGUGUUCAUCACAUACGUCAUAAACCAGGUGUACCAGGAGAAGAACUAUAGACGCAUUUUAGAGGGAAACCAGCAGUUCCGGGAAACUAUGGCUACACUGGAGAAACAUUCAUGUGUCAAGGGCCUGACCUUCACAUCGUUCCUCAUCCUUCCUUUCCAAAGGAUCACAAGGCUAAAGCUGCUCGUUCAGAACAUUCUGAAAAAAGCCGAGGAACACACAGAGCGGGAAAAAAAUGCCAUAAAAGCACAUCAGCAACUGGAGAAGAUUGUAAAAGAGUGCAAUGAAGGGGUGCGAAAAAUGAGUCGUACCGAGGAGCUUAUCAGCAUUGAAAAAACACUAGAGUUUAAAUCCAAGUCUGUGCCCAUCAUUUCCCACUCACGCUGGUUGCUAAAGAAGGGUGAAGUACAGCUAAUGGUUGGACCUAAGAGUACUAGGACCAUGAGAAGCCGUAAGCUCCACCAACCUGUCUACCUGUUCCUUUUCAACAAUCUGUUGCUGGUCACCAAACGUAGUGGGGACAAAUUCCAGGUACUUGACUCAUGUACACGGGCCAUGUUGAGAACUGAAGAUCUUGAAGACCAGGGUCAGCAGCUGGCCAAUGUUUUUAAUCUUAAGCUGCUUGAGAACCAGGAUGAGCGUCAGGUGAACUACAUGCUCAAGACCUCCAGUAUGAGUGAUAAGCUUCGAUGGAUCUGUGCACUCACUCCUAACCGGCGCACACGCUUUACUUCUACAAGUGCUCACCAAACAGAUUCUCCACAGGUGCAGUGUAUUCAGUCGUACUCAGCUCAGGAACCAGAUGAACUCUCCACUGAGAUGGCUGAUAUUUUAAACCUUCUAGAAACAACAGAUGAUGGCUGGAUGAUGGGUGAACGGCUCCAUGAUGGUGAAAGGGGAUGGUUCCCUAGUCGAGUAGUAGAGGAGAUCCAGAGCAAGGAGGUCCGAGCUCAGAACCUGAGAGAAGCCUUUAGGAUCCAACAGGCCCAUGAAAGUGGCCUUCACACUGGAACCAGGAUUGGUGUGAGGGCAGGAAGACAUGCCCCAAAAGGCUCCAGUGUCUCCAAAUCUUGAAUGGAGGGCAGCAAUGAAUUAAAGUGGUUAAUCAGUAACAGUGAUGUAACUUUAUUCUCAGACAAUUACAUCUUAUGCCUUUGAUCUUCACAACAAUGAAUGGUUUUAGAAAUCCUCAACUGUUGUGUGAGAAGGAGAAAAUAGAGCACUUGAGUCAACAACCCUCGGCAAGCCAGUGGCAUUCCAUCAGGGCAAGCAAGGUGGCCAUGCUUGUCCAGUGAAAUCUAAAAAUUGACCAAUUAAAACCUACCAAAGUGAAAGCAAUCUCUCUCCUUACAUCUCAAACAGUGUUCUGUUAGAAACCAAGGAAAGCCUUGAUGAUGGACAAAGAACAUCAAAACCUUCCAUGUCUGGUUUAAUUAAAUCAGCAAGUUGAACAGGUAUGUUCAUCAGUAUGUUCAGCUUAGUUGCUGCUUGCCUUUCUGUAAAAGUCACUGCACACAAUUGGUGCAAGCAGUGCACAGGUAUUGUAAAUGUCUAUUGAUUGUGAUUUGCAGGGUCACACAUUUGUGUGCAAUGCAUGAAUUAUUAAGUUAAAUGUUGUCAAACCCCUAAGCUUGUCAAAAGAACUUUGAUAACCUGUAAUUAUGACAGUGCCACUGAUGUGUAAGUCUAGAGCACUUUGCUGCACUCCAUUUCUCUACAGACUUUCAUCAUCUGCUUGGAAUGCUCCAAAACUGUACCAUAAUUGUGAUAAACAUUUUCUGCACUUUAAAAGAGAUUAAAAAAAAGUUCUUUUACCAAUAAACAAAUAAUAUAUAAGUAAUUUGAAUAACAUGCAUGGCUAUUGUAUAAAAAGGGCCCAGUGUUUUUCUACUCACUGUAACCUCAAGUUGCAACUCCUGUUUUCUGUCAAAGAGCUAUUCUGUGUGAAAUAACACACAAAACACAAACACUCAAGGAAUGUAAAGUCUUAAAGUAAUUACUUAUAAAUAAACUUUAUAGAAUGCAACUCUAUGAACAACUAUAUAUUAGCAUGAUUUUAAAAUUCUGUUGUCACAUAAUGUGUGUAGAGUAACAAAACAUUUCUCAUCUUUGGAUGUUAAAAAACAUUUUAAAUAUUCAGUGUUUAAA